Molecule: messenger RNA, 1921 nt
Organism: Gambusia affinis (western mosquitofish)
Lineage: Eukaryota; Metazoa; Chordata; Actinopteri; Cyprinodontiformes; Poeciliidae
Product: ly6/PLAUR domain-containing protein 1-like
Exons: 5
Coding region: 367-906 (179 amino acids)
Biological process (GO): acetylcholine receptor signaling pathway
Molecular function (GO): acetylcholine receptor inhibitor activity
Source: RefSeq, a predicted model, not a curated record
CUUUCAAUGAAAAAUAAAAAAUUUGGAUGGAUGGAUGGAUGAACAGAUGGAUGAACAGAUGGAUGGAAUUGGACUGAACUGAAUUGAAAAAGAUGGAUUAACCUUUUGCUGCCGCCCCUGUGUGUGAUGCUGCCCCGGCCUGAAUUUAAAUAAACAGCAAAAAUAAAUAUGUAAGUGCAUUAAAAUCUUAUUAAGGAGCAACAGCCUCACGGUUGAUUGGAUCAUGUGGUACAUGAGGCAGGCGUGCACGCGCAUUUUCGCGCACCAGCCGCGGGACUCGGAGCGGCGGCAGGAGGAGGAAGAGGAGGAAGAGGAGGAAGAGGAGGAAGAGGAGCGCAGCGUGUCUCCGAGUCUCCGGCUGGCAGGAUGCGGCUCCGGACCGUCUCGGUUCUGCUGAUGUCCCUCCUCGGCUCAGGUGGAGGAACCGAUCUGGACGGUGAUGGAUGUUUCCUGUUAGGAUCCGGUCUGGUUCUGACCCGGUCCGGUUCUACUCGAACCUUUAUUUCUGGUUCUGAUUGUUUGUGGCUCUGCGCGCAACAACCUGGCCUGGCCCUCCAGAUCCAGUGCUACCAGUGUGAGAUGACGGAUGACUGCGCCGCGCCCGAGUUCAUCGUCAACUGCACCGUCAACGUUCAGGACAUGUGCCAGAAGGAGGUGCUGGUGAAUGAAGACGGGAUCCUGUACAGGAAGUCGUGCGCCUCCUCCUCCGCCUGCCUCAUCUCCUCCUCCGGCUACCAGCAGUUCUGCACCGGGAAGCUCCACUCCGUCUGCAUCAGCUGCUGCAGCACGCCGCUCUGCAACGGGCCCCGCCAGAAGAGGCGGCCCCUGCCGUCGUCCGGCGCGGCCCCCGUUGGGCCCCCGCUCCUCAUGUUGGUCCUCCUCCUGCUGGACUCCAUCCUCUGCUGACAGAGACUCUCUGGGUCUGGAGGAUCUUGAUUUCAUCCUGAUUGUCUGAAAACCAGAGCAGGAAACAGGAAACAGGAAACAGGAAGUUACUUUAGAGCACCAUUUCCACUGUCAGGACAGAGUUAGCAUGCUAACAGCUCGCUAGUAAACGGGUAGAAAUAAACAGAAUAGAUCAGUUAUCACAGUGAAACAACAGAUUUUACACCAAUUAAAGGAGCAUUUCAUAUUUUAUUAAAUGUUUGUUUCUCUGAACGUUUUCCGGGUUCCAUCACUUCACCAGAACCGACACGAUGCCGAGCUGAACGGGCCGCAGGUUCUGGAUCCGUUGGCUUCCAGCCAGAGGCCUCCCUACAAAAUGUCUGAGUUUUUUCUGCAUAAUUAAGCCCUUUGUCUUUUCACUCCUUUUUAUUUCAGGUUAUUUGUUUUUCUGAGUCAUUUUCUGUUGAUGUGACCAGAAAACCCCAAAAUAAAACUCAACUAAGAAGAGCAAUAAUUCAACGGACUUUUCUCAAGAAUUAAAAAAAAAAUCUGAUUUUCCCAAACUAACUAUAACUGAGUAAAUGUGGACCUCAGGAAGAGUUUGUGAAUUUCAUUAGUUUUAUCUAUGUUUACUUCAUUUAUUAAUCUGUACCUAAUAUUAGUUGACCGUUUAUAAAAUAGAUUGUUUUUCUAGUUGUGGAUAAAUUUUAAUGCUGAUUCCUUAUGAAUUGUAACAACCAGGACAGAAAGCGGUGAAAGUGGAAAAAUUUAUCCAUAUUUAUCUUCUGCUGUGGAUUAAACUGAUAUUUGGAGGGAUUCUUCUGCAGCAGCAGGUUCUCCGGUCGGGGCUGCAGCUCUAAUGAAGCAGCAGACCCGCAGCUGGAACUUCGGCCGCCAUGUUGGCGCCUCUGGGCCACACAGAACCACCGAGCUCCUCACUGAGGCUCCGCUUCUGGGAUCAAUGACUCUGACACAAAGCAAACAACCAGAGGAGAAGAAAACAGCUGUUUCUUCCAGCUGCACUUUGACUAAUCCA